Molecule: messenger RNA, 8246 nt
Organism: Rattus norvegicus (Norway rat)
Lineage: Eukaryota; Metazoa; Chordata; Mammalia; Rodentia; Muridae
Source: RefSeq, a predicted model, not a curated record
UUCAUGGCUUUUAAAUAUGUGAUGUCAUUGGUAAGCAAAGAUAAGAAGCUAAUACUUCUGCAACACACAUUAUAUAUGCCUAAAACAAUCAGAUAAGGGCUGUGGAGUAAGUAUUGCUAUCUCUGUAAGCUAGCUCCCACUUUCUAGGGAACCAAAUACAGAGAGCUUGAUUCUAUAAUUGAUUUUGGCUUCCCAGUGCAUCACUUGCCCAGACUGACUGAGAUGCACAUGCUCUUCUGUCAAGAAGCAGACAUACUUUCAUACCAGUUCAGAAAGUUAGACUAAAUUAUGCCAUGCAGCCCUGAAUGAAACCCCGGUUAUAUGACCCUAUAGCUUGUCUUGAUAUUUUUGACAAUUGCAGCUGUAACCAAUACUUUGUUUUUGUCAUCACAGGUUUUAAGGCAGAUCAGGUUUAGCUCUGGCCAGAUAUUCAUAGAUUUUACUUAUGCAAAAUCAGGCAAAUCCUGUAGAGGAGUUUGUAUGAUAAUUGAAGAAUAGUUGUUAGCACCUCAUUAGAGGGAUUUUAAAUUGAUUUUUCUAUUUACUAUGAUUCUGUGGGAUAUUUUUGUUCCCUUCCUAUUUUGGUUUUUCAUUUUAUGAUUAUACUCUUUUUAAAAAUUUUACCUUUUGAUUUUUUGCCUUUUCGCCUAUAUUAUUUUUCCAUUCCUGAAAGUUAAAUGUUUAUUUUCUUCUGAAGGCACAUAAAAGAAUCUACAAUUUCAAGAUUUUAAGGACUCUUAGAGACAUAUACCUAAAGUUUAUAUACAGUAAAAUAACAUAUGCAUAUAGUAAAAGUCAGAAAUGAGGUAUUUUUCAGUACAGCUCUUUAAGUGUAAGGUUAGUCUCUUUAUUUAUCCACCAGAAUCUAAGAAUCUAAUAAAGUUAGAAUGUAUGUAGUGAAGCCACGAAGAGAAUAAAUGUGGAAUUAUCAAGAUAGCCAUAUAGAGGAAGGUGGGCAUGAGUUAACAGUGCAAAAGAGAGCUUGAAGAGAACAAUGGCCUGUGCUCACUUGCAUUUUAGAAACAUAAACAUAAUAUCAUUUCAGUGUAUAAGUUUGAAAACAAUAGUUUAAAAUUUAUAUUUAAAAAUAUUAAAAUUAUUCCAGAAAGCUGAGUUACAGAUAUUGUGGGUAAAGUUUUAGCAAAUAAGUUCAUAUUGAACCCACUUAAAAGAUGGUUGUUGCUAAUUGUAUUUGCCAUCCCUGUAUAGUGGGAAGUGACUCUUCAGGCAGCAGUCUAUCCAGUUAAUAAGUAUCAGGUUUAAUGAAAGAUCUCGUGUGGAAAAAUCCCUGGUGGGUAGUGGGUAGCUCACUGAGUAACACUUGCUGUUCAGUCCAACCGAUCUAAGUUUAGUGUGGUGUGGAGAGUUUUGCAAGAGCAGUUAGAUAGUUCGUUUUUUAUCAACCAAAUAAAAGGAUAAGCCAGAUGGGUGUAGCUGGAUGGUGUCCUGCAGUAGGUCUGCUGUCUGACAGUGUGUGUCACUCAAUUCAGAGCCUCAUACAUGGUUGGCAUAUGUUGUGUCGUGAUAGUACGUCCACAGUUAGGAAUUCUAUGACCUCUUCUUUUAAAGUGAAAUGAGACUUUUUUUUUCCCGGAGUUGGGGACCGAACCCAGGGCCUUGUGCUUGCUAGGCAAGUGCUCUACCACUGAGCUAAAUCCCCAACCUCUUCUUUUAAUACCUAAAGAAUUAGCAAUUUCUUUUGAAAUAUACCGUCCAUAUCCAUGGGUAGCAAAUAGAGUUUCCCAGUGAUUUGUUUGACUCUUGAAAUGUCCAACUUGGCAGAAAAUUACCUUUCACUUGCAGCUUUUAAUUUCAUUAUCCUAGAAUUAUCCAGAACUUUUGAAGAGUCUGCAGUACAAAAUAGACAUUUUGUUCUUAGAAUUUCAGGUGGAACUUUAAAAGUGGGAAUAUAGCUAGCUUCUUUUCUGCAGAAUCUGGAACUUCAGAAUUAUAAAAAUUGAAUUCUGGAAAUGUUUAAAUAUAAAGAAGUUUGUCUUUAUAGGUCCAUAUGCCACAUACAAUGGAAUAUACUGAAAGUUCCAUUUCAGUAAUAUUAUGUUUAGCCAAUAUUUCCAAAGUAACAGCUCUCUGCUUGAAGAUGAGCCUUUUUUAAAAGAAAAAGAUAUAUUUAUUUAUUAUAUACGAGUACACUGUAGCUGUCCUCAUACACACCAGAAAAGGGCAUCGGAUCUCAAUACAGAUGGCUGUGAGCCACCAUGUGGUUGCUGGGAUUUGAACUCAGGACUUCUGGAAGAGCAGUCAGUGCUCCUAACCACUGAGCCAUCUCUCCAGACCCUGAAGAUGAGCUUUUUAUAAUUAUUCAUAUUUUCUGAGAUCAACCUAACUCUCCUCACCUAUUAAAAACUUUAUUUUUAAAGUUUGUGUGUAUCAAUGUGUAUAUGUGUAUUUCCCCAAGAAUGUGGUAUCUGAAGAGGCCAGUAGAGAAAGAUCAUAUGUUUUUGAGUUAUAAAUGUUUAAUGAGCUGCCCAGCAUGGGUGUUGGAAACUGAACAUGGAGCCAAAGUUGAGUUCUUUACAAGAGCAGCAAGCUACCUUCACUACUGAGUCCUCAUUCCAGCAUCAUAUUCAAACCCUUCUGUGAAGUUCAGUGUGAGCUGGAGUUUCACAGGGAGUCACCAGACUGAGGUCUUUUCUUGUCUUCUGUGGCAGAGUACAUGAGUUAGGGCCAUUCUCAGUCUCAGAUCAGGCUAUGAAGACAGCACAGUUGCUUGCCUUCUUUCACACCGGAUCUUCAUGAUAAGGUCUUUUUUAAAUCUUGUGCAGCAACUUCGUUGAUGCAGUUAUACUGUUCUAACCCCAGAUGGAUGCCACCUUUCCAUUGCCCCUCAAGUGGUCUGUUUUUCCCAGUAGUGAAUUCUAUCAAUCCAAGUAUAUUCUUUGGAUUUAAGAGCCAAACUAUGUCAUGACUCUUCAUCUGUGUUUAAAGGGGAUUUUAUCUUUUAUGUCAACUAGAAAUCAACAUAGGAGUGAAGGGCCUUUCCUUUCUGUAAUGUGCCUGCUUAGACCAACCGGUUAGGUCAGGAAGUCAAAACAGUAGGAAAAGAGGCCUCAAAACUAAGAAGGCAAGGUCUGACUGUCAAGGCUGACCUCUGAUGCACUGGGGCACAUGUUCAAUAGACAGCAAAUAUGUGUGAACAGGAAUACAUAUCAUACAUGGAUAUUAAACAUCAUGUCAGGAAACUGAUUGCGUAUGAGUAGGAGAUAAUUAUCUGCUAAAAGCACUGAAAAUACGUCAAGGAUGAAAGUUCAGGAGAACCUGGGAAGGUUUUGCACUUCAGCCACAACUUUUGGAGAAGAUUUUUACAGCAGAUUCAAAGGUCCCAUAACCAGUUCCAAGACAAUGGUGACACCCAAAGCAGAACCUAGAAAAAUCUGUUGCACCGUAGUUCAGCAGCAAGAGGAUCUUAAUAAAGAUUAGCAUUUUAGCUUUGUCCAGGGAGAAUGUAGCUGAGGAGAGAGCAUCACGUUUCUUGAACUUUAGAGUCUAUUGUUAGUUAUAAAGGCUCAGCAUUACACAGAAAUGCAACUGAAAGAAACGUCCAGCUGGUGGUCUCAGCAUUUACUCAAAUAAACUACUACAAAACCACUUGAAGGUAACAAAAAUGUGAUGGCUUCUGAGAGUUCUGGCCAAGGGAUGCUUAGGAUAGGAAUCAGAUUCAUGAUAUAUGGAACCCCCUUCUUUGUAGAGAGCACCCCACUCAGUGAAAUGCCUCCAAAGUGAAGACAGAGAUAGGACUUCAUGCCCUAGAGACAUGGAGCUGAAUGAAACAGGAGCACUAAAUCUAUGAACACAUAAAUAUAAGGUACUACAGCCAUCAGAAUAAAACAUGGACUAUUACUGUCUUCUUUCCCUGUAUGUGCCUGUGUGUGUAUGUAUGGGUGAGUGCAUGUGCUUUUGUGGGUGCGUGUGUGUGUGUGUGUGUGUGUGUGUGUGUGUGUGUGUGUGUGUGUGUAGUUUUGUUGCAUUAAUCAAGAAUUAAAUUUUUAUCAUUCUACAUGAAGAAAGAUGGUAAGGACAGCAGCCACCAAUCAUAAUCGACUUUCGAAGAAUGAAUUCAAACUUGUUUGUGCCAUGUAUUUGUCUAUGCCUUUAAUCCCAGAGCUCAGGAGGCAAAAGGAGGCAAAUCUGUGAGUUAACAUGGUUCACAUUCUGGGUUUCAGGCCAGCUGGGCUACAGAGUGAAUUCCUGCAUCAGAUAAGAACUCAAAAAUAAAGAAUUUAGAAUACCUGCUAAAUGUUUUUCAUAUGGAAAGUAAAAUAAUGAUUGUUUUUAACAUGUGUCACAGUGAAGAAACAUCUUUCAAACAGCCAGAACAAAGAAGUAAAAAGCAUAUCAGGUUCAAUGAAGAAGUGCACUACAAUACUGGUUUGAAGCCUUGCUGCAGAAGUGGAUAACAAUAUGGAAGAGAAGUCUUUAUCCAGGCUCCCUGACAAACCUGACCCUGAUAUUCCUGGGCCUACAACAGAGAACAAUGACAGUAUUUCCAUUAUAAAGAAAGUAUCUAAAGACCCAGAAAUUAAUAUAAACAACACUGAGUGUAUCUCUAUAAAAACUUCAUCGAGGUUUUUACAUCAGAGCAAGCUGGUCAGAAGAGUAGAGAACAGAGUUCGAAAACUUUUAGGAAGACAUGAAGUUAAUGUUUGUUCUCAGGGAGAGCCACUACCUAUUACCUCUGAAGGAAAAACACCUAUAAAGAAUCUAUCUACAGACUCAGCAAUAGAGAUGCUUGAUAGAGAAUCUGUACCUUUGAGACUUCCUCCUGAGGACAACAGUGAUGAUAUGUUGCUGGUGCAAAAGAAUACUCAGGGUGACAACCCCAUCCAAAAGGAGACACCAAAGUUGGUUUGUAGGCUCUCUAGAAAAACUGAAGUGAAUGUUACUCUUGAAGAAAAGAUACUACCUAGUACCUCUGAAGGAAAAACAUAUUCUAUGUACCUGAAGGAAAGAUUAAAGGAGAGGAUGAAAGAGGGUACUGAAAACUCUGAAUCUGAUACUUCUGAUGAAGAACCGUUUCCCAGUACCUCUGCAGGAAGAACACAUUCGAUGAAAAUGACAGAGAAAAAGAAGGAACAUGAAGGGAAAGAUGCAUACAUGCAUUCAAGACAUUCUUCAGUCAAGAGGAAUGAAUACAUAAAGGAGCAAGCUGACUGGCGCCAUGAGCAACUGAAGGGACUCCUCAAGAAUGACAUAAAGGAAAUACUGAUGGAGCAAUUGGCCACAGAGCAGGCAAGGAUGAGGAAACUCCUUAGAGAGGAUGUGAGGAAAACUAGUGAGCUACUCAGGAAUGAAUUAAGGCAAAUGUGUGUUGAACAGGUGGCUCUUUUGCAAGCACACGUGACGGAGACACAGCAGGAGCAGGACCUCUUCAGAAGGGACUUAAAGGAGGUGGUUCACGAACAGAGUAAAAAGUCUAUUAUUUGUCCUAAAGAAAAGCCACUACCUGGUCCCUUUAAAGGAACUGCAGACUUACAGAGAACAUCUCUACAACAAAAAGUAAAGAAAAAAUAUGGAGACGACCAUGACGGUUUCCCUUCACAUUCAGAAGAGUCCUUGAUGCAAACUGAUGAGGGCAGGCAGAGUGAUUCCCAUUGUAUGCCUCUAAACAAAUUCAUCAAAGAAGAAUUAAAAGAAGCAUUUUGUGAAAUAUUUGAAAGAAAUAAAUACGACACCUCUUUGAAGAAAGAGCUACCUCAUGUCUCUAAAGAAAGAAAACAGCUAAGGAAAAUACCUAAGGAACAACAGCUAAAGAAUAAAUAUGACAGCAAAUCCCGACAGCCUGGUGAGCAGGUUUCUGCCAAGACAGCAAAGGAAGUAGAGUGUGUACAUCUUAAAGAAAUUGAUAAAAAAGAUUUCAAAGUGAAAAUUUGUGAAGUUCUUGAACAACAGGAAAACAAUGUUUGUCCUAAGGAAGAAGGAAUACAUCACAUUUUUAAAGGAAAAACAAGAGUUAAGAAAGUAUCCCAAGAACAAGAAAUGGAGAAGGAGUACAAUGUUGGAUAUGCAUCCUUCUGGUCACAGCCUUCUAUGAGAACAGAUGAGGCCACAGUAGGCGAGCAGAAUUUACUGCAGCACAAACAUCUGAAAGUGCACUUCCAAAAAGACUUAAAGGAGAUGGUUCGUGAACAAUUUGAAAAUUCUGAAGUUCUUCUUUAUCCUAAGGAAGAGAAGCCACCUGAUGACUCUAGAGGAGUAAGGCACAUAAAGGUUGAAGAAAAGAAGACAGGGUAUUUAUAUGUACCCCAUUUUAGCUCUUUUGAGCAUAGACUCGCUGCCUUGAGAGCUACUGCACACAUCGAACCAGCUCCUGCUGCCUGCCCUGGUGGUGCAGGUGACAUGGGUGACAUGGACAAAGCUCAAAAGUCUGAACUGGCUCUCCCACUUGCUUUAGCUCUUCAAACUGAGCACCCAGGGGGCCAACAACAAAUUAAGCCUGAGCCUGUUCCUGAGUACUGUUCUGAUGAGAUCACUGACCCUGAUCACAAUGUUGACUUUGCUCUUAACUCCUGUCUUCUUGCUCCAGGCAAGGGUGACAGGCUCAGUACUGAUCCUGAAUCUGCUCCUCUUUGUGGCCCCUGUGACAUGGAGGACCCUGGUAAUGAUGCUGACCCAGAUGCCCAUGCUGCACAUUCAAAUGACCACUUCACCCAAAGCAUGAACACCAACACCAGGCCUGCUCCUGCUUGUGGCAGAGGUGACACCACUGAUCAUGAUAAUGGCACAGAUCUGGGAUCUGCCCUUCCUGUUGUUGUUGACUGAUGGUUGAUACACCAAAUCCUACAAGGGUGGUCUGGGGGACUCUAACCAAGAAGCUGUUUACUAGUAAGAAAAAUGAUGAUCAGGGUAAGCUACCAUACAAACAGUGGUUUAAAAUAGAAGAUGAUUUCUGUCCUUGAAAACUAAUUUUUUUGGUACUAAAACUUAUGAUUAAUAAAUUCCAUGCUUCAUAUAGGGUUUUCUAAACUUUACUUGGUACCAGGAAAAAAAAUUCUCUUUUUGCCAAUAAUAUUGAAGAUACACUAUAUUUAAAAAAAAGUCAGUUUAACCCAAAAGACCUGACCAACUAAUGUUGGUUCAUGGUUGUUUCCUAUUCUGGAAUGAGGAAAUUGUUUUAUUUUCCCAUGAUUUCUAAGUUUUCAGAGUAGGUAAGCACAUGCAGUGAUAUAUAACUGUUAACUAUCAAUCAGUAUCUACUUUUUCUAUGCUGAUAUACUGACUUGCGGGAAUACCAUCAUCUUGAAAACAAACAUUACAAAACAAGCAGCAUUUGAGAAAACAAAAACAAAAUGAGCCUCCUUCCACUUCUCAUACCUUCUCAUGCACUGAUGUUAUUACCCAAGAUGCUACAGACGAUGCCACCGAUGAUGCUGCUCAUGAUCAUUGUGAGAAUGCUACCAAUGCUAUUCCUGAUGACACUACUAAUAAUUGUUUUCCUCUCUAGUGCUGCAGUUGAUUGUCAGUCCUUUGAAGCAUCUAUCAGGACACUUACUACUAUACUAGAAAGAAUUAAAAUUCUUUUAAAGAAUUUAUAAAAUACAAAUUUUAAGAUAUAAAAUUUCAAACUAUCUGUUGGCAUUGGAUAAAAUGACACUAUGACCAUCCUAUGGUAUGGUUAAGGGGCAGGUUUUUAAUGUAGACAUUGUAGCUGGAACUACCAGGAAGCAUCUAGAGAAGACUGAGCAUGGUCAGUACAACCGAUGUGGUCAUGAGAGAAUCCCAGCAGAACAGAGAGAUAGAGGAAGGGAGAGAGGAACAUGAACUAGAGAGAACAAGAAAUAGCAUGGCUAUAAGGAGAAUGAGAAGCCCAUGAGUUAGAGGGAGAAAUGAGAGGAGCUAAUGCAUUAGUAUGGACUUUAAAGUGGGUAACAGGUACCUGUGAUACUGAGGGAGCUUAGAGGCUAGUGCAAGCUUUGGUGUGCUCAUAGACACCAGUCCCUCCAGCUGGUCAUAAAAGAAAGUAACUCCUUUGGUAGAGUGGAACCAACUUCAAAACUCCAAAGUCCAGAUUAAACUCAAUUCUGGAUAUCACACUGCCUUUUGGAGUUUUUGGGACUGAAGUUUCCUUUGGACCUAACCAGCAUCAAUGGAUUUUACUAGAUUUUGCAAGUCAAAUACAGCCUUGUUCACAUUUUUAUACUCAGUGUACAAACAUCUAUACAAACACCACCCAAACAGUCGAGUUGCUCAUAAUACAUCAAUAAAGUUAAAAUGUGGUUGCUUACCUGAAA